CUCAAGAUUGACACGUCCAACGGCCUCGUCUGCCGCCAGAACACCUGCAUCUGCAUCCACGAAUGCGACGAGUACGAGGUCAUCGGCACCAAAACGCGACUCGCUCAUGGCAGAGCUCGAGCGAGAUCCACAACAUGGGAGCGCAAAACGCCAACAACGCGUGCAGGCCUUCACGAACAACAUGCAGCAUGCUUCGCUCGAGCGGCAGCUGCUCGCGUCACAAGCCGCCAAAGCAGAGCUCGACAUCAAGCUGCGCGAGAAGGAGCUGCAGAUUGAGAGGCUGGAGAGAGACAAACGCUGGCUAUAUCAACGGGAGACGGAGGAGAGGGAGACGAGGGAGAAGGAAGGCGCCGAGCGCGAAGAGGAGAGGAGACAAUCAGACGCCGAAAUCCGCUCGCUCCGCGCAAGCCUCUCCGCUCUUCGCGAUACGCACGUCGAGCUGCAAGAAGCUCACUCGACUCUCUCGCGCACGCAUUCGCAAGAGGUCUCCUCCGCCAAAACGCGGCUUGUGACCCUCGAACACCAGACACGUACACUGGAGGACGAGCUGGCAGACUAUCGGCGCCUCGCGGACGAACGCGGGGAUGCCCUCCGUGAGGCGCAGCAGCGCGCCGAGGACCUGGAGAUCGCCGUGCAGUCGUCGCGCCGCGAGGAGGCGGACAGCGCCUCCUGGCCGAUGAUCAGAGACGAGCUGCAUAGACAGGCGGAAUAUAUGCGCACGCUGGAGAAUACCAACGCACGGCAAGCGGCAGAACUCGCGCGGUUGAAGGAAAAGCAUGCGAGUAUCGAGGUGCUUAGAGAGGAGAAGCUCACGUUAGAGAGGAGGCUUGCGGGUAUGGAGGAGAUGCGAGGCAGGGUUGUAGGCCUAGAAGCGCAGCUGGAUGCGGCGAGGAGGGAGAGGGAGGAAUGGGUCAAGAAGGGCAACGUCGGUCCCAGGGCCUCAGACACGUCCAUCUCCGUCACACAAACGCUCUCUGCUCUUCGCCUCGAGCAUGCCCGGCUUCUCGAAGAGCACGGUGCAACCGUGGCCCACCUGAGGUCCCGCGAAGCCGAACUCGUCGGGGCCGAACAACGCACGUCGGGCUUACAAGACCAUGCCAGUACCCUUGAAACGGAGACGAGAGCCCUCAAAGACAAGGUCGCCGCGCGUGAGCACCGCGCCGAGCUUGCAGAGCGCGAGAUUGGAUUCUUACAGGCUUUGCUUGCUAGCUAUACUGCCGAAGAAGGCACGAAAGACGACUCUGGAGGCGUCGACGAGGUUCUCGCUCAGCGUGUGCAUCAGCUGGAGAGCGCCAGCGCUGAGCUGAAGGCCGCUAACGUGGUCCUUCAAAAUGCGCUUGAGCGUGCGGAAGAGGAGAACAUGCUCGGUGGAGCACGUCGCACACGACCAGAGCUUCUGGAGGAGCUUGAACGCGAGCGCGAUGCUGCUGAGGCCUCUCGUUUGGAACUCGAAGAAGCACGCAAUGCGGCCCAGUCGCACCUCGAUAACAUCGAAACCCUGGAACAGACUCUAUUCGAACUGCGCGGCAAGAUCGGCACCGGGAGCCAUGUCCCUCCCGGUAUACGCGUGCUCUCGUUGCGGGACAACCCGGCGCAGCAAUGGACAGACCUGCGGCAGGAGGCGAUGGACCGACUGAAGCACGAAAACGAGGCGCUCAUCAAGCGGCUGAAGCAGCUCGGGGACGCCGGCGCCCGUGUCGACACUACCGAAGGCGAAUCGAACGCGGACGGAAGUCAUGCGCCGAGGGAAGACCUCGUUCCGCGCGAGAGCUGGGAGGUGCUCGACAGGGAGAAGAAGGAGCUCGAGGAGCUCGUGAAGCAGAAGGAGAAGCGGCUGCUGCGGUUGCAGCAGGUUUUUGCGUCGAAGUCGGCCGAGUUCCGUGAGGCGAUCGCGUCCAUUCUCGGGCUGAAGCUCGCGUUUUACCCCAACGGGCAGGUGCGGGUCACGUCGAUCUACGACCUCGAGGCUGCGUUUGUGUUCCAGCCUGCGGGCAAGUCAGCUGAGGGCGGGGUGGAAGGAGCAAGGAUGCAGCUGGUUGCGCAAAGUGAGGGCGGGCCCCAGGAUUUACCGCAGAUGAUGAGGUAUUGGGUCGAGGAGGAGCAGUGCAUACCGGGAUUUUUGGCGAGUGUGACGCUGGAGUGCUAUGACAAGUCGAAGCGAGAGGAGGCGUUAUAGACUAUAUCUUGCGAAUGUGAUGUGCAGUAAAUCUCAUCCAGUUU
Molecule: messenger RNA, 2220 nt
Organism: Coniophora puteana RWD-64-598 SS2
Lineage: Eukaryota; Fungi; Basidiomycota; Agaricomycetes; Boletales; Coniophoraceae
Exons: 6
Coding region: 107-2176 (689 amino acids)
Biological process (GO): attachment of mitotic spindle microtubules to kinetochore; mitotic spindle assembly checkpoint signaling
Cellular component (GO): kinetochore; mitotic spindle; nuclear envelope
Source: RefSeq, a predicted model, not a curated record